GAAACAUACUAUAUUUCAUGCUGUUAUUUGUACAAAGUUACAUCUAAACAACUUUUGUCGGUUCAGUAUUUACUUACUGAAGUCCAAGUCAAAUCAAAUUUUUCAACGAAAAUGAACAUUUUAUCGAUCCGUUAAUGUAUUUAUUUGCCUACUAUAAAACCUUUUCCCAAAAAAACGGCUUAUUUAAUAACGUCAAUCAUAACUUGUCAACUUGUGUAAUAUUCAAAUAAUGAUGAAAAAAGUAUUUUGAAUACAUAGCCUGUGAUUUUCCUGCCCUUUGCUAGUAUAUUUUACUAGAAACAAAUGUCUUUUAACAUCCAUAAGUACUUAACUGUCUGGUUGGUGUGCCUACUUCUAUUGAUACAAACGAAAAAGCCGAACAGUAAGCGUCAGCAAGCGGUGUGGCGUCUUGAGUGUGAACUGGGCAUGAUCGCGGAUCCUGACUGUCCUGUAGACGGUGGAUGGUCGUCAUGGAGCGUCUGGUCCUCUUGUCAGGGAGCCUGUGAUGAUGUAGGCCAUCGUCGCAGAACCAGAGAAUGUAUCAACCCGCCACCCUCUCAAGACGGAGCAUCUUGUGGCGGCCCCGACGAACAAUCCGAAGUGUGUUUCCUUACCAACUGUACUGCUGCCAAUUUUCGAUCUCUCGUCAAUGGAGACUCGGCAAGAAUGUCAGCCUUACACCAAUUAGAAGCAGUCCCUGCGCUCAUGGAACGUUGUCUACAGAUGGAGUGUCCAUUUGAAGCUAUCGAAGCUGCCCUGGCCUAUGAUAAUACGUGGCAACUGAAUUCUGAAUCCCUCUGGAAUGCCUUACAAUGCGUGAAACGUAACUUAGGCUGUCCUAUAGCCGGCGAGUGGGGGGCAUGGGCCGCCUGGUCAGCUUGUGGUGCUCGAUGUGGAAGAGGUUUGAAAUGGAGACUAAGACGGUGCGACACACCUGCACCUUCAGACGCUCAUUUCGGUUGCACUGGCACUCCAUUACAAGCAGAAAAUUGUGUAGGUGAUCAAUGUGCCAUUAGUGACUCCGGAGGCAGUUGGGGAGAAUGGAGCGCAUGGUCUCAGUGCUCAGAAAAAUGCGGAGCGGGUGUAAGGCGACGAAGAAGAGUCUGCCACGAGACAGAUACCCCGCCCACGGCCGGCGCAUGGGGGACUCAUUGCCGAGGGCAACAUGAUCAGCUAGAAGUUUGCGAGAACAGUGUAUGCUGCCUUGAUGGUGGAUGGUCGGGUUGGGGUAGUUGGGGUCCAUGCUCGAAAACCUGCGGAGCUGGUCGACGGUCUAGGACAAGGACAUGCACCCGACCCAUUCCACAAGGUGGAGGCGCGGCGUGCGUCGGGCCGAGGACUGAAGUUGGAACCUGCCACUUGGUACCCUGUGACGUUUUCUCGCACAUGGUUGCUAUCUUCCAUGGUGAAUCAUCACUUUACUACAACUUUGAGAACAAACGUGCAACGCUCUAUCACUUUUUUAUAAGAUUUACGCCUUUUUCUCCGCACGGAACCUUGGUACGUAGAGAAACUGGACAGAAGUCGUUCAUUCGCCUCAGUCUCCAAAAAUGGCAUGUCUGCCUGGAUGCAUGUGGAGCUACUCGUUCCUGCUGUCUUCCCAGAAGUUGUUCACACACAAAACUAGAGCCGGCACAAUGGCACACUGCACUCGUCACUGUUACUAGUGAGUCAGCUGUAGUUAGAUUAGAUGACGCUACUAUGAGCGUAAGAUCCGUUUGGCCAUGUAAUCCCGAAUUACCCGACGAUAAGAUGAAGAUUUACGUAGGAGAAAGGCUACACGGACAAGUUCAAGAGUUGAUAUUGAAUUUUAUUCCUUUGAACAUGAUUAUAAGUCGUAACCAAAGAUCUAGAAAGACUGAUUUCCACCCAGUAGCAGCUGCAAACAUUGCUUACGAGAGAGCUAGUACUGAAGAAGCCUAUUUACCACUUAGCGACGACCAGUACCUGCGCUUACCUUGCUAUCAGAAUCAAGAUGAAUGGCGACUUGAAUUAACUUUAAAAACGAAGAAGGAAGCUGGAACCAUAUUAUUUUUGAAAAACGAUCAGAAUACUAACUGGUUACAUUUAUAUUUGCAAAAUAUGAGACUUAAAUUAAAGCUUGCCCUUGGAAGUUUUAGGUCCGAAAGUAGCAGCACCGCUGAAUGCUCUGCGGAUCAGUGGUUUGAUGUGGCUUUGUCUAAGAAGCAAGAAACAAAUGCAAUCGAAGCGUCUAUUAACGCUGGAGAACGAAUGCACGUGCUAUUUGAGGAAGAAGUUUCUAGAAGGAGACGCGAGCUUAUCCAAACUACUGCCAACCAAUCAGGGACUAGCACUAAGAAUGUUGAUGUGUCAAAACCAAUCGUCUCCACUCUGUGUACAGAUGAAUUCUUCAUAGGUGGAGUUCCCAACUUUGUUAAAAAACACAUCAAAACCGAAGAUUUUACUUCAUUAUCUGGAGUUAUAGCAUCGAUUAGUCUUAAUGGUGCUCUUUUAGAUAUACACGACUACAGUAUUGAGCGAUACAAAGAUGAUAAAGUUCAGGUAUCAUCCAAGACGGCAAGUGUAUCGGGGUCCUAUCAUGAAACAGCUUGGGGCAAAUCAAACCGAUUAAAUCUAACCUGUCUUCAUGCCAGGACUGUCAGGUCACCACAUGAAGCUAGUUGGCUUUUCUUAGAUACUGCCGUUAGCGGAGUUUUGAGAGACAAAACUGUAAGAUCUAUCGACGAUGGUCGAGUACUCCGGCUUGUAGCCACAGCUGAUAACGAUUUGAGAGGAUUUUAUACGUGUCGAGCGCAUAGUAACAGGCGCACUCGAAACAUAGUGACAUACGGCGUGUUAGGAAAGAUACAAUAUAAGCUGACUGGACCUGACACAACGACAGCAAUCGCUGUAGUUACUACACUUUUCCUCGUCCUAGGAACUCUAACCUGGCUUGUGAUUGAAGGUGUUCAUGACAUCCGAAACGGCUAUGGGUUCUUUAGAGAUGCGCAUUUGUCGCCAAAUGAAGAGGCCGAAGCUGUGUGCAGAUAUAUUGAUCAGAAUAUGAAUUUGAUAAGUUCUAAGAGCGCUGCUAAGAUAGCUAAAGCGAAAGCUAGGAGGAGGGGCAGGCAACUAGCGAGUAGAUCUAGCUUCGCCGCACAGGAGCCUCAAGGUCUGAUGGAGGAGAACUUGCAGCCAGAGCAAAGUGAGAACACGAUGAGUGAGCCAGAGGGUCUGCCAGCUCUGCCUGAGGUGAAGAGCUCGGGGCCGGAACCAUCCCAGAAUAUAUACAGACUCGAGCCGUGUUACAUGAGUUCACCCCGCCACGACUCAUUAUCCUCUCCAAAGGACAGAGACAGCUCAUCAUCCUCCUUUGAUUUAGUCUCGCCAAAAGUACUUUGUUCUCGACUGCUACUCUCGACCAAGCGGACAACUUCCAGGGAAAGUGUCAUCUCUAAGAAGAGAACCACUAGAACGACUGUAACUUCCUCGUUGCGAAGAGGCAGGUUCAAUCUCACUACGAUUAAGUCUUCGGGUUACGUUAAUCAAUCACCUGCUCAAAGAAUUCUUAAGAAAUUCUACGAGCUAAAGAGUGAUGAUUAAUAAAUGAAAGUGAUUAGUUGAUUUUAAUUUUAAGCUUCAAUUACUUUUAAUACAAAGAUUAAAUACUUUGCACAUAUUAAUUUAGACUUCCUUCUUAGGUCAUUUAACAAAUAAGUUCUUAACUAUUAUGUUAUGUUACUGCAAUAAACAUGUUC
This is a messenger RNA of Trichoplusia ni (cabbage looper), 3719 nucleotides long. RefSeq lists its product as uncharacterized. NCBI's taxonomy places the organism in Eukaryota, Metazoa, Arthropoda, Insecta, Lepidoptera, Noctuidae. The record is from RefSeq and is a predicted model, not a curated record. The transcript has a single exon. Bases 304 to 3564 code for a protein of 1086 amino acids.